AGAAAGAAUGAGACAAAAAGAACAAAUCUUGGAACCUUUUAGAUUUCAAGUAAGCACAACACAAGAUUCUUUUCUUCUUGGGUGCUUCCAAAGAGAGGUGCUAUGCACAAUAAUUGCAAAUUCCCUUCAAUUGACAUAGUUGAAUAAUUUCAACUAAAUGGGUCAAGAAUUUUUAUCCUUGUUUCAGCUGGAAACAAAGAGAUUGCUAUGGCUCAUUGGCAUUUCAUUUGCAGCGAUCUUAACAUUUCAGUACCUUGAGUUUCCAUACAGAACUGUUCUAUUCUCUGAUGACAAGACACCAACAGCAGGAAGUAGCACAUUCUUGGCUUCAGACGAAUUGGUUAACAAUGUGACAUUUUUCAAUCGAACAAACUGUACUGGAGACCAGUCCUUUGUGAUAGCUAAUAAAACUUUGAUAUCUCGUGAAAACGACACCUUUCCAAAAACUGGUUUUGUCUUGGAACCAGGAAGCACACCAAACAAAUCUUUAGGAUUUGAUGAGUCUGACCAAAAUUCGGUGGCGGAAAGUAUUAAGAGACCAGACAGUGUACCUGAAAUCCAGCUAAUAGGAGAUGUUAUACCUAGCAGUUUUAACAAUACUAUUGGUUUGAGUUUCUUUACAAACCAUUCUGAAGAAGACAACAUUUCAUCAAGAACUGAACAAAAUUCUGAAACUUCAUAUGACUCUUUGCCAAAUGUGAGCACAAAUAUUAUAGCCACGGUGUUAUCAAAUGAUUCCACUGUAUCUUUAUUUCAGAAAGACAACAUAAGUAACUCCAUAAAGGAAGAGGGUGUUAGGCCAUCACAAAAUGAUGCUAAGAUCAGUGUCCCAGCUGAGAAUAAAGAUUCUCAUACACCAAUUCCAGAAGUUACAACAGUAUCUGAAAUGAACAACUUAUUACUUCAAAGCCAUGCUUCAUAUCGAUCUAUGAGACCAAGGUGGUAUUCAGAUGUUGAUCAAGAGCUACUGCAGGCCAGAUCAGAGAUUGAAAAUGCACCAAUUGUAAAGAAUGAUCCAAAUCUUUAUGCUCCCAUUUAUCAAAACUUUUCCAUGUUCAAGAGGAGCUAUGAAUUAAUGGAAGAGACUCUCAAAGUGUAUGUGUACAGAGAAGGAGCUAGACCAAUAUUGCACUCACCAUUUCUCACAGGAAUUUAUGCUUCUGAGGGAUGGUUCAUGAAGCAAAUGGAAGCUAAUAAAAAAUUUGUAACUAGAGAUCCAAAUAAGGCACACUUGUUUUACUUACCUUUCAGUUCUCGAAUGCUAGAGGAAGCAUUGUAUGUACAGGGUUCACAUAGUCAUAAGAACCUGAUUCAGUAUCUGCAUAACUAUAUAGAUAUGAUUGCAGGUAAAUAUAACUUCUGGAACAGAACUGGAGGUGCUGACCAUUUUCUUGUUGGUUGCCAUGACUGGGCACCAGGAGAAACAAAGGUUGACAUGGCUAACUGCAUAAGGGCCCUUUGUAAUGCUGAUGUGAAAGAAGGAUUUUUUUUCGGAAAAGAUGCGUCUCUUCCGGAAACUUACGUCCGCAAUGCUCAAAUCCCCACUAGGGAUCUUGGUGGAAAUUCAGCUUCAAAGAGGAAAACACUAGCUUUUUUUGCAGGGAGCAUGCAUGGCUAUGUGAGGCCAAUUUUGCUGCAGCACUGGGAAAACAAAGACCCUGACAUGAAAAUCUUUGGGAAAAUGGCAAAGUCCAAGGGCAACAGGAACUAUAUCCAGUACAUGAAGAGCAGCAAGUAUUGCAUUUGUGCCAAAGGCUAUGAAGUGAACAGUCCAAGAGUGGUGGAAGCAAUUUUCUAUGAGUGUGUUCCUGUUAUAAUAUCUGACAACUUUGUGCCACCCUUUUUUGAGGUUUUGAAUUGGGAAUCCUUUGCGGUUAUUGUUUUGGAGAAGGAUAUUCCCAACUUGAAAAAUAUUCUACUUUCCAUCCCAGAAAAGACGUAUCUUAGGAAGCAGAUGAGGGUCAAAAAGGUUCAGCAGCAUUUCCUUUGGCACAAGAAUCCUGUCAAGUAUGAUAUAUUUCAUAUGAUACUUCAUUCUAUUUGGUACAAUAGAGUCUUCUCUGCACGUGCUAGGUAACUUGAAGAAAGGGUACGAGUAGAUUAGUAGAUUUUUCUUUUUCUUGGUUGCUAUGUAGAGAAUUUUUUCUUGCUAUGUGAAAUAUUGAUAAGGUCAUUUGUUGUGCAUAGCUUUGGAAGUUUGUUUAUAAAUACAACAUUUUGUAUAUUUUUCUUC
This is a messenger RNA of Cajanus cajan (pigeon pea), 2233 nucleotides long. Its product is annotated as putative glycosyltransferase At5g03795. The record is from RefSeq and is a predicted model, not a curated record. Gene Ontology annotation, molecular function: glycosyltransferase activity. Lineage: Eukaryota; Viridiplantae; Streptophyta; Magnoliopsida; Fabales; Fabaceae.